Molecule: messenger RNA, 3040 nt
Organism: Pogonomyrmex barbatus (red harvester ant)
Lineage: Eukaryota; Metazoa; Arthropoda; Insecta; Hymenoptera; Formicidae
Source: RefSeq, a predicted model, not a curated record
UCUACGUUUAUGCUUCAUGCCGAUCCACGCCAUUUUUAUUUAUAUGUGGGGGUAACGAAGUGACCCGUGCGAUGGAUUUGUAAUAGCUGAAAAUUGGUCACAGAGAUGUUUCGUCUUGCAAUAUGUGCGUGAUGCGAAUCAUCGGUGCAUGCAACGUUCGGCAUUAUCGCAACCCUUCGGCGUGAGGGCUUUUCAUGCAAACGCUGAAUCGUGGUGAUCACUGUGAACACUGCAACGUUCCUCCCAGCACUUUUCCUGAUAUAAAAUGGACCAUCGCCAAAAGAUGAUUAUAAUUCCUCAACAAUCAAAAGUCAAAGUUGAGGAUGAUGAUGAUGAAGAUGUGGAAGCGCUAAGAUUAGCAGCAUUGAAAUCAUUACGAACGAAAGAUGCUACACAUAAGAGAUCGACGCUGUCGCAGGUGCAAAAAAUACUACCACAAGUGACACAAUCAUCCCGUUUCCCAUACAAAAGUCAACGGCCUACGAAAAAAAAUUAUUAUCACAACAGAGUGCAACAAAGGCAAAAUGGCAACGUAUAUUACCAGAGCCCUCGUAAUCCAAACCUGAUAGCUAUAGUUCCUGUAGAUGAACCUUCCCCACUUCAACAGGCUCAAUUAGCUUGUCCUGUAGAAAAGACUGAGCCACAUAUAUCUUACCCUCAAGAAAUAUCAAAAUUUCAUCGUUUUAAAGAUAACGGAAGUGCUUCUGAAGAUGAAGAAACAAAGGAGCAAAAAAGUACUAUGACUUCUGUAAAGACAGAAACUUUAGCAAAAGAAGAAUCAAUUGAAUCUUCGGCAGAGAUAGAAAAUCAAGAAAAAGUUGCGAAAAGUCCACAAAAGAAUGGUGAUAACCAAGAGGAAGAUGGUAACGAUGAUGAUGAUGACAUACUUUUAAUGGCUGACCUCGAAGAAGAAGAUAGUUUAGAACGCUUAAUGGAUGAAAUGGAAAGGGAAAUGAAUGAUGAAAGUAAACUGUCUGAAAAGAAAGAGAAAAGAUUACAUAAGGGUGAAGUUAGAGAUACCGUAAAAAGUGAGGAAGGAAGUAAAAAUCUAGACCAAAAAGCGAAAUCAGAUGACAGCUACAGUAAGGAGAGAAACGAUGUUACUUCAUCUUUGGCUACAAUUGUCAAAAACGAUAGAAGAUCAAUCUCUCCACAUGUAAUGAACCGAAUUAAUCAAAAACGCAGAUCAUUGUCUCCAAAAUCGCGUUUACGGAAAAAAUCACCAAGAAGAUCUCCUAGAAGAUCUCCAAUCAGACAACUGAAAAAAUCUCCGAGAGAAACAUCAACAAGAUAUAGAUCACCUCGAAGAUCUCCUUCGUCACGAUAUUCCCCUAGAUCUAGAUCGCCCAAAUUUUCACCACGCAGAUCUCCAAACAGAAUAUCUACGAAAAGAUCACCGCUUAGAAAAUUAUCGCCGAGAGGCAGAUCACCCAAGCUUUCAUCGCGUUCCAAGUCACCUCGACCACAUAGGUCAAGAUCACCAAGAUCACAUAGAUCAAGAUCAAAGUCUCCAAGGUUACGUUCACCCAAAAUAUCACGAUCUAGAACACCACGAUUGUCAAGAUCAAGAUCGCCAAGAUAUUCACCACCUCUUAGAUCACCCAGAUCCAAAUCACCUAGAUUAUCUCCGAAAAGAAUGUCACCACGUCGAUUACGAUCUAGAUCUAGGUCUCCCGGUUUAUCUUCUCGAAGAGGAUCGUCUCACUUGCGUUCCCCGAAAGUAUCACCACAUAGAAUAUCACCUCGCUUGAGAUCACCGCGACUUUCGCCGCACAGAUCGCCGUGGUCGUCCCCGAGACAUUCACCUCGUCUUUCACCACGACGUAGACGAUCUCCGAAAUGGUCACCUAAAGAAUUACCUAGAAAACACGGUCCACGUUCUAACACUCCAAAUAAUAGAGAUAGAUUAGUAUCGUCUCCAAUUUUCAAACGUACAGCGACGCCAGAAAUACUCAGGGUGAAGACAAAACAGAAAGAUGAAGCAUAUGAAAAAUCAACGACAACAGAAACGGUAAAGGAAUCUGUCGAUGCAAUUAGUGAUCCUGUUCUAGAGGCAAGAAAAAAGAAAUUUGAGUCUAUACGGCCUAUUGAUCCUAUAAAUGCCAAUAAGAAAAUUAAAUUAUCCAAGAAACAUACCACAAGUACAAAAGUGGAAUCUUCAGAAGAAACGGAGAUGCAAUUAGGUAGUGCAAGGAAAGCGAACAAAAUUGUGGAAGAAUACGAUGUUCAAGAAAUGGAUGUAUGUUUGGAAGUAGAUUACGAGUUUGAAGAAUGUAAAGGAGCAAUGGAAAAUACAUCACCAAGCGCUUUUACCAAUUCUGUAAAUAUAAAUGUAGAACCACAAAAAAUAGAAAAAGAGAAGUCUUUAAAGAAAAAGAAGAAGCGCGAUAAAGAGUUAUAUCAAGUGGGAAAAUUGAAAAGCGAACUGCCGCUUUCUGAACGUAUUGGAAAGGACAAAAAAUAUAAAAAGCGCAAAGAUAUAGUCUCUGAACAGGACAUGGAUACUAUAUAUGAAGAUGUGACCAUAGAUGAAGAAGGAGAUUUACGAACGGAACUUAGCAGAAGACGUGCAGAAAGAUUAAACAGAACAGUACCGAUUCAAUCUGCUAGAUUGGUGCAGUCAGCUUUUAAAGGCGUUGUUAAUGAAGCUGUGAAAAAUAACGCAAAAGCCAAUCAGAGACAUGUCAUUAAUACUGAUGAAAAAUCUAAUCAAAAGGAAAUUAGGCGGGUUACUGUGUUACAUAGAUCAUCAUUAAAUGAAUUACAUGAUUCUGAAGAUUUCGACUUCAAAUUAUCUUGUGUUCUUACGCCUCCCUUUCACUUGCCCACCAAGACGCAAAGUGGGAUGGGUGGACGUGUUCAAGUAAUAGUUUUAGGACACCCGGUAUGUAGGCGUUACACCCUUGUAGCUGCAGCCAGAAACGGCGCGGACGAGCGAAGGGGUUGCAGGCGGUACGAGCGCAGACGCAAGCCGCUCAGCGAACAUAUCGAGGCUUUCAUGAGACUGACCUGGCAAUCAAUGGCAUGGCAGAACGCUUGA